This is a messenger RNA of Fomitopsis serialis, 1289 nucleotides long. RefSeq names its product phosphopantothenate-cysteine ligase. The transcript has 7 exons. Gene Ontology annotation, molecular function: phosphopantothenate--cysteine ligase activity. The coding region runs from base 181 to 1188 and encodes 335 amino acids. The record is from RefSeq and is a predicted model, not a curated record. Gene Ontology annotation, cellular component: cytoplasm; nucleus. Lineage: Eukaryota; Fungi; Basidiomycota; Agaricomycetes; Polyporales; Fomitopsidaceae. Gene Ontology annotation, biological process: coenzyme A biosynthetic process.
CCCAUCCGCACUUACCUCCGUCGAAUUGUCUGCUGGAGCCAUACAACCUGCUCUUGCUACGAAUCUCAUCUGGCGUUGACGGGGUCCUGCCCAUUCUCCAGGAGCUUUGCGAGUGCGUCCGCGCAUACUCUAGCCACGUCGCUCGCAGUCGACACUUGAAGCUUGAAGGCUGGAAUCAUUAUGUCGACGACCGGCACAACUACUGAAUCCAACUUCUCGGCGGAGAGUUACUAUGCGACACAGCCGCCCCCCUCCAAUCUGGAUCAAGAAGUACGGAAUGUCCGCGACUUCGUCCGCAAGCACGUCAACGCAGGCAGAAAUGUCGUUCUCGUGACGAGCGGCGGGACGACAGUUCCGUUAGAACUCAACGUCGUUCGGUUCUUGGACAACUUCAGCGCAGGCACUCGUGGCGCAACUUCUGCCGAAUACUUCCUGAAGGCAGGCUAUGCGGUCAUAUUCAUGCACCGACAAUUCAGCUUGCAGCCCUUCAGCAGGCACUAUUCACACUCUACCCAUCCAUUCCUGGACUUCCUUGAAAUCGAGCAGGACGGUUCUGGAGGUGGCAACUCCCCCCUUCGGAUCGACGUUACGGAGAAAGAGCGCGCUCCGUUGCUUGAGGUGCUCACCUCAUACAAGAAUGCCCACACCGCAGGUCUCCUGCACACCCUCACAUUCGUGACUGUGAAUGACUAUCUAUGGCUUUUACGCGCCGUCAGCCAAGAGCUCGCCGUCUUGGGGCGGCGCGCACUGUACUAUCUUGCUGCCGCCGUCAGCGACUUCUUCCUACCCAGACAAAAGAUGUCAGAGCACAAAAUACAAUCAGGAAAGGGCAGCCUGCACAUAGAAAUGGAUCAGGUCCCGAAGAUCUUGAAGCCGCUGGUUUCUGAGUGGACGCACGGUCAAGCCUUCAUCGUGUCCUUCAAACUCGAAACUGACCCAUCGCUUCUGGUACCGAAAGCACAACAGGCUCUGGCUCGGUACGGACACCAAGUCGUUAUCGGAAACGACCUCCACACUCGCAAGCACCAGGUUGUCUUUGUAUCACCAUCCGCCGAUAAAGACGGGAAAUACGUCGAAGCAUGGAUCCGCAUGGAUCCGUCUCAAGACUCAAUAAAAGAGAUAGAAGAGGAUAUCAUCGUAGAGCUGGCGCGCAGACAUCGUACUUGGAUAGAUCUAGCGAUCUCUUGAUUCGGAGGUAAUGCUCAUGUACAACCUGAGUUUGCCACAACGUAUAGAUUGGUGACAAGGAUGUAUCCUGCGAUUUCUGCGCUAUAAUGUGAAAUGACCAG